Molecule: messenger RNA, 1093 nt
Organism: Cladocopium goreaui
Lineage: Eukaryota; Dinophyceae; Suessiales; Symbiodiniaceae
Source: the annotation of a GenBank genome assembly
AUGGAGAAACUGAUAUCUGCACAGAAGCCUCUGAUUUUUAAGGUGGGGGUGACCCACUGCGAAGUUUGGCGUUGGCACAACAGAAUUUACGGAUACAAACAUAGUGUUGAAAGAUGGUCCAACAUGCUGGUUCUCUGGAUUAGCAACGAGCCCGCCGGCCCUUGCAUGCUCGAAGCGGCCCUUAUUCACCAGUUCAAGGGCAUGCCUGGCUGCAAGAACAUCAAGCUUGGAGGCGAUUCUUCUCCAUCGUGGACCUCUGGGCGGGAUCGGUUCUUGACCUAUGCCUCAUGCGCUGCGGCAAUAAGAACCGCACAGGACGUGGUCAAGGACAUAGGUGAAUCUGCGGCCAAGCGGUCUGGGGGGUUGAUUCAGCUGGCACGUUGCAACGCCAGCAGCAACUCAGAGAGAGAUGCUCAGAGGUUGUUGGUGGAUAAGCUUGAACUAGCGUUGGAUGUGCCCAUUAGUUUUUUGCCAACCGGUGACAAGAACUUAGUGGUGCCACUUCUCAAGCUCCGCGACUGGGCAAAGUGGAUUGUCGACCACAAUUUGUGGCACAUGUUGUCAGGCCUUCAGCAACCAGAUGCGAAAAGAAGUGCUUCACAAUGGUCUUCCUCUUGGCAAAAAUUUAGGGCCUACAGCCCGCACCACACUGUUUUUGCAAAGGCUGACAGAGGUGAAAUUGAUUUGUCACGUACUGCUGGCAUUUUGGUACAUGGAGAUGAAGGUCGGAGCCGUCGUCGCUCCGCCAUCAUGAUUCUGAGCUGGCAUUCAAUUUUAGGACGUGGCGCUGGCCCCUCGCAUCGAUCUGAAAAAGGGAAACUCCUGCGGAAGCAGUAUGCCAAGCUUCUGCCGAACUUCAGCGGGCACAGCUACACGACAAGGUAUCUUUUUGCAACUUUGACAAAAGCGUCUUAUACGGGCGACAACGCGCAUAUAUUUGAUGCGGUCUUGGAUUCUCUUUGUGCUGACUUACAAUUCAUGGCAACAACUGGUGUCUGUGAUGAAUGGAACCGCAGAUAUUGGAUGGUUUUGAUCAAUGUUUGCGGCGACUGGCCGUUCCUAGCAAAGAGUGGCCACUUGGCACGCAGCUUCA